AAAUGACUAGUUCCGCUAUUUUAAGCAGCAAUGAUGGCAGCACUUCGAGGGGGCGUUUCUCCCAUUGUUAUUCGCUCUCAAUCGCGGAGCAGAAUCCUUUUUAUCUUUUAAAAAGUAAUCCUCGGAAAAUUCGAGUGCCAUGAAAUAAAGCUUACUUCGUACCUCGGUAAUCAGGCAAGUUUUAAAUGCGCGCGCCGCUUAAGAGUAUCACAUUAGUGGCACCGUCAAUUACCGUUCUCUUGUACGAAGGUAGCUCCAUUUGUAAGCAGCGUCAGAAGUGUUUUUGCCGACAAAGCCGUCGGUAAUUCGAGACUAGUUUUAGAUCGUUCGCCAAAAUCUUUCCGAAUGCUAUACAAGGCUUUCAAAAAACAAGAUGGACAGGCCAGCAUACAGCACCCCUCCGCCAGUUGAAAACACCCCAUCCAACAACGAAUGUAGAAUGGUCGAACUCCGAGGUUCAAAAGUAGCCAGUUUUUCUCUAGGUUGCGACGAAUACAUCUGCCUCCCCCAGGCGUUUGAUCUCUUUUUGAAACAUCUUGUUGGCGGCCUGCAUACCGUCUACACCAAACUGAAAAGAUUAAGCAUCGCCCCGGUCGUGUGCAACGUUGAACAGGUCCGAAUUCUGCGCGGGCUCGGCGCAAUUCAGCCGGGUGUUAACAGAUGUAAGCUUAUAACACGAAAGGACUUUGAAAUCCUGUACCAGGACUGCACUACUGCAAGCCGCCCGGGGCGUCCCCCAAAGCGCUACCCCAUGCUCCCACCGACCACAGAUCUUAUGUCUCACCACGCGAACAUGCGAGUGAAUACCGCAGUUGCAAACUCACUGAUGAACCAGGGCGAUAUAUCGAUGCUUCAUAAACGUAUGAGGCUUGACCACGGUCUUGAUCAACCUCACGAACGAAGAACGAGCGGCAGCCCUGGCAAAGAUGACGACAAAGAUCACUCAAGCGUAAACAAUCCAAUGACGUCAGACUUGCACAACCCGACAGCGAACCUCGCCUAUCUACAGGCAAUACGCCACCAGUACCAGCAGGCUGCUGCAUCCGGACUCCACAAUGGUUUAGAACAUCAGCAGAUAAACCCAGCACUCGCCCCCUUUAUUAUGAUGUCACACCCGUCUUUGUUUUCGUCGGGAAUUCCCCCCACGUCAAUGGCAAUGCUCAAUCAUAUAAAUCAGCUCGCACAGUCACAUGCAGCAGGAGGUGCGAUGUCAUCUGCCGCCGCUGCAGCAGCUGCUGCACAAAUCGCCGCUGGAGGGAGCGCUUUACACUCAAACCUUGCCCAAUCCGGGAGCAGGGCGAACUCUCAAGGAAUGCAACACGAAAAAGAUUCUGACGAGGAAAUGCACACACCAAGGAGCUACCAGAAUGCAGUCAGCAAUGGCAUUGGUAGCGAUGGUCGUACUUCCCCAUCCAGCAGCGUUGGUUCGGUCCAUGAGACACAGAUCGGAGACAACAGUGGGAAUUGUGGAUCUUUCGACAACCGCGACUCACAGAAAGAUUCUCAUGAUGACAAGUCGGAUUUAAAGCAUCCGUUCAACGAAGUCUUCCGAGAAUCUGGGAAAAGAUCAGAUGCUCCUUUCUCCUCGGAUGCUUCCCACGAGGGAGGGAAGAUCUCUUCCAUGCAGAACUUGCUCCGCAACAUCCAAGGUCUCCUCAAAGUAGCGGCAGAUAAUGCAAGCUUACAAGAAAAACAUUCAUCAAUAGAGAUAGCCGAACUGAAUAUGAAAUUGAAUCGUGAGAGGGAUUCUAGGGAAGACGCGGAGAAAAAGUUAGACGAAUCGGAGAGAUUGAAAGCCGACGCCCUGCGACGGUUAAACAAUGAGAAGAAAAUGAACAAAGUUCUUCAAUCUAAACUUCUUUCGAUGCAGCAAACUUACGGAAAUGACGUCAACAACAACGAAAAUGAUCUUUCUAUUUCGUCACCCCAAGCCGCGUCACCCCCAAAUAGUGGGGGGGAACUCCCAGCCGACAGCCCCCCACCAGCUUCGGGGGGAAGUACCCCAUCUUACCCCACCCCAACAACAUUUGAAGCUGUAUUUUCAGCAAGGAUUGCCGCAGCAGUGCAACAAGCAACAGGCAACCACCAGCGCUCCCCCUCUCUAUCGCCAACUAGCGUCGUCACUACAAACGUGAACAACAACAACAGCAGUGAAACGGCGAGCAGUCCCGAUUUUUCCCAUCGUGGGCUCGUACCAGAGCAUAGAGCUGCCGAUCUUUCUAUAGAACUUGGAGUCCCUGGUAGACAGGAGCAUUCAGACCACGCAGCACUGCAUGAUGCUAGAAUGUAUUUUAAAAACGCUGGUAUGAUUUUCCAACCUGCCGCUUCUCAAUGAAAGCCAUGGGAUCUCUUUACAACGUGACGGUGUAUCAAACAAGUCAAGCUGGUUAUAAGAUGUCAUGAAAUUGUUGCUGUUGAAAUGGAACUUCGUUUUUUUGUGACUUAGUUUUCUGUCCUUUCCAUUGUACGAUACAUACUUGGUAUCCCUGCCCAAAAAGAGUGAAAGAAUCAAACCGUACUGUUAUACAAAGUGAACAUUCCCUUAAAAUUCAUUCGUUUUUGGAAGUUUCGCUUAUAGUUUGAAACACGGAAUUGGGAAAUCGCAACAUAAUUUUGAUCAUAGCGUUUCAAUGUCUUUAUACCUCAUGUCUCUCUCAGGCUAUAUACCAAAGAUUAUUCGGAUAAGUUACUGCCAAAAAUCCUUUCCAAAACUCGGCUUUGCACUGCCAUAUCACAAAGGGCAAGCCUGCUAAAUUGUAAAGCUGCUAUAUUUUAUACUCGAAUUCCGAAUUCGUUAAGCGUGCCCUGUGGGUUACGUUGUGUUCUCUUUUGCAUUAAUUCAAUACCUAGGAUGACUUGUACAUAGCUCAGCGUUAAUAUAAUUGCUUGUAUAUUGUCCGUCAUAAUGUUGUGUCAUUUGUGAGCGAAGGCUGUUCUUACUGAAUAAACAACCCAGUUACAAAG
Molecule: messenger RNA, 2964 nt
Organism: Ciona intestinalis (vase tunicate)
Lineage: Eukaryota; Metazoa; Chordata; Ascidiacea; Phlebobranchia; Cionidae
Product: dachshund homolog 1
Biological process (GO): regulation of transcription by RNA polymerase II
Cellular component (GO): nucleus; transcription regulator complex
Molecular function (GO): DNA-binding transcription factor activity, RNA polymerase II-specific; RNA polymerase II cis-regulatory region sequence-specific DNA binding
Source: RefSeq, a predicted model, not a curated record